Molecule: messenger RNA, 959 nt
Organism: Cuscuta epithymum
Lineage: Eukaryota; Viridiplantae; Streptophyta; Magnoliopsida; Solanales; Convolvulaceae
Source: the annotation of a GenBank genome assembly
CCCAGCCCGAGGUAACGCCUACUUAAACUUGCGCUCCGUCUGCGAAGGAGACAAGGAGCGAUUGAGCCUAGGUAGAAUAAACCUGCGCCCACCACUCUGUCGUCGGCCGUCCCUCACUGCUCUCUGGCUUCUCUGCUGACGAAAGGACUAAAGUCUGAAGGAGAAAAACAGGAACUCCUGGCCGACUGGCCCCUGCGUCUGGCUUCUCCAUAUUCUGGCUUCACAGGACAAGAUGUGAAAUGAAAUCCACUCACGGGGCUGUGGGGUUUAGAGGCAAAUAUGGGAGCGAUAAAGGCUGCGACAAGCUUUUCUCUCACCGGCGGGCGACCAGACUUCGGCAGCAGCUCAACCAAUGGGGCACUUUCUCCCGAUGCUCAGAAAGCACAGAUCCGAACUCUACGUCUUCCAGAUUCCAAACCUUCGUGGAUCAUAAGAACAAAGUGUAAGGUGGGGAUGGAAGGGAGAAAGAAGGCAGACCCUCCUUGUGUUGUUUGUGGAGGGAGUGGCAGAGUCGACUGCUCCCGCUGUAAUGGAAGAGGAAGGACAAAUCAUGUGGAGCUAGAGGUGCUUCCACAAGGAAAGUGGCCAGAGUGGUGUAGAUACUGUAGUGGAAGUGGACUGAGCCACUGCUCUCGCUGCCUUGGCACCGGCGAGUAUCGCCAUACAAUGGGAUUUGACUUCAUGUACAGUGCAGCUAGCCAAUCUUGAUCAACAUGCAACAUUACAUAUUUACAGCUUCCUCAUAUAUUGUAAUAAUGAACAAAAUUACACUUUGGCUCCUUUCAGUCUUUUUACUGAUUUUUGUUAUUUCCCAAAAUAAUCUCGAUCCUUUUUUUAUACGAGUAUAUCACUAUAUCUUAUCAAAUACGGAGUACGUAGUAUUAUGUAUCAAUGUAUCAUUGUACUGGCAACCUCAUGAAAAAGUCAGGGAAUAGGCAAGAAAGGGGUGGGAAUGUGAU